Grosmannia clavigera kw1407 is the source of this 1224-nucleotide messenger RNA. RefSeq names its product ketol-acid reductoisomerase mitochondrial precursor. Gene Ontology annotation, molecular function: ketol-acid reductoisomerase activity. Gene Ontology annotation, biological process: L-valine biosynthetic process. The transcript has 4 exons. The record is from RefSeq and is a predicted model, not a curated record. Bases 1 to 1224 code for a protein of 407 amino acids. NCBI's taxonomy places the organism in Eukaryota, Fungi, Ascomycota, Sordariomycetes, Ophiostomatales, Ophiostomataceae. Gene Ontology annotation, cellular component: mitochondrion.
AUGGCUUCUCGUGGAUUCUCUAAGGCUCUGCGGACGCCAAUGGCCCGCCAGCUGGCAGCUCCGGCUGCUGCUGCUCAGCGCCGCACCUUUGUGGCUGCUGCAGGCCUGGUCCGUGCGAAGGCUGCCGUGAAGGCUGCUACGUCGACCAUGACUGCCCAGCAGCAGGUCCGUGGUGUCAAGACCAUUGACUUUGCCGGCUCCAAGGAGCAGGUGUGGGAGCGUGCCGACUGGCCUCGUGAGAAGCUUCUGGAGUACUUCAAGGACGACACGUUCGCCCUGAUUGGCUACGGCUCGCAGGGCCACGGCCAGGGCCUCAACCUCCGCGACAACGGCCUCAACGUCAUCAUUGGCGUGCGCAAGAACGGCAAGUCGUGGAAGGAUGCUCUUCAGGACGGCUGGGUCGAGGGCAAGAAUCUGUUUGAGGUCGACGAGGCCAUCAGCCGCGGCACCAUUGUCAUGAACCUGCUCAGCGACGCCGCACAGUCGGAGACGUGGCCGGCCAUCAAGCCGCAGCUGACCAAGGGCAAGACCCUGUACUUCUCGCACGGCUUCUCGCCCGUGUUCAAGGACCUGACCAAGGUGGACGUGCCGACGGACAUUGAUGUGAUCCUGGUCGCGCCCAAGGGCUCUGGACGGACGGUGCGAUCGCUCUUCCGCGAGGGCCGCGGCAUCAACUCGUCGUUUGCCGUCUACCAGGACGUGACGGGCAAGGCCGAGGAGAAGGCGCAGGCGAUGGGUGUGGCGAUCGGCUCGGGCUACCUGUACAAGACGACGUUUGAGAAGGAGGUGUUCUCGGACCUGUACGGCGAGCGCGGCUGCCUGAUGGGCGGUAUCCACGGCAUGUUCCUGGCACAGUACGAGGUGCUGCGUGAGCGUGGCCACAGCCCGUCGGAGGCGUUCAACGAGACGGUCGAGGAGGCGACGCAGAGCCUGUACCCGCUGAUCGGUGCCAACGGCAUGGACUGGAUGUACGAGGCGUGCUCGACGACGGCGCGGCGUGGCGCCAUCGACUGGUCGCCCCGCUUCAAGGAUGCCCUGAAGCCGGUGUUCAACAGCCUGUACGAUUCGGUGCACGAUGGCAGCGAGACGAAGCGGUCGCUGGAGUACAACAGCCAGCCUGACUACCGCGAGAAGUACGAGGCUGAGAUGGAGGAGAUCCGCAACCUGGAGAUCUGGCGUGCCGGCAAGGCCGUCCGCUCUCUGCGCCCGGAGAACCAGAAGUAG